AUGUCACGUAAAGAAGUUUCCGCCUUUAUAACAAAGCUGCUGUGCCGAAACCGGGGAUGUAUGGAGUACGAUGAGAUUUACCAUGAUGUGCGCCGGCGGUACAGCCUGAGCGGCGAGGCGCUCGUCGCCCUCCUAGGCGACGGCUCCAGGUUCGUCGUCACGGGCGACAGUAAGCAGUCGAGGGAGCGCGCGGGUCCGCAGUCGAGGGAGCGCGCGGGUCCGCAGUCGAGGGAGCGCGCUGGUCCGCAGCCAGGCGCCGGCAGCAAAGUCAUCGCCAAGACGUCAGUGCGCCUUUGCCAAAGACAGAAGUGCGACGGCGCCGCCUGCAGUAAUCUCCACCUGUGCUGGUAUUUAGUUCGCGGACAUUGCGGACGCGGGAAAAAAUGCAAAUACUCCCACAAGGUUCACUCCUCCCACAACUCCAGCAUUUUGACAGAAGAAGGAUUGCAAGACCUUGACCCGCCGGAGCUGUUCCUGCUGCUGCUGCAGAAUGACAGUUGCCUGCUGCCUGAUAUCUGCUCUCAUUACAACAAUGGCAGUGAUAAGCACGGCUCCUGCAGAUAUAAGAACAAGUGCUUCGAGCUUCACAUUUGCAAGCAUUUCCUGCAAGGAGAUUGCAUUUUUGCCAGUAAUUGUCGACGCGCCCAUAGAUUUGACGAAAAGUCUAUAAUGAUACUGAAAGAAAAGGGUCUUAAAGUAGACCUAAAGAGUGAGGGCAUCCUGUAUGAGAUCUACAGGAACCGCUUCAUGAUCGCCAGCGAUUUGGAGAAAGCAGCAGAAAGUUGGAUGUCCGAAUCAUCAUCAUCCGCCAUGAAGGUCGUUGCGGCAAACAAUAGUGACAUCUGCAUCUAUUUUAUUCUGGGCCAAUGCAGAUACAAAGAAACGUGCAGAAAUAUGCACUAUGAGCUGCCUUAUCGAUGGCAGAUCUUAAACAGCGAUGGUGUGACUUGGGACGACCAUCCCAACAUGGAGGAUGUGGAAAGAGCCUACAGCAAUCCAGAAAACGACGUUAGUGAGGGGCUCCCUGCUGUAAAUUUCCUCACCAUGGAAUGUGGAUCAGCUGAAGUCCGUCGCCUCUCCACACUGUCCGCUGUCACCAAGCACUCUAGUCUCUUACUUACUACAGAAUGGCUCUGGUACUGGAAGGACAGCAAAGGGCAGUGGAGACAGUAUGGGUGUGAGACGGAGCAAACAUCUGAAGCUUCAAAUUCAUCUCAUACUCUGGAAAAAAAUUACCUAAAUGACAUCAACGGCAGAGUGUGCAUCUCUUUCAACAGAAAGGAGUUUAUCAUCAACUUUAAGGAAAUGCGUGAGCAGGACCCCGAUACCCAAGCUAAGACCGAGGUGAGAAGACGACCACGCUUCGUCUCUGCCAGCGAAGUUGAAAGGAAGCGGAGCAGCAGGGUCACUGAGCUCCAGUCCGGUCACCCUGAUUCACCACGGAAAGGAGGCAAAAUUUGAACCAGAAACCUGGAGGUGUGAUUGACUACGCUAGCUAAUAAUAUUGUAAUAGUUCAUAUUUCAAAAACAUGGUAGCUGGGUGCUUCAAUGAAUUGUUAUAUCAUUAUAGCAGAAUUUUACAGAUUUAACACUCCACAAAAAAAUAAUGUAUAAAUUUUUUUUUUCUUGAAUUUCCAGAUAUUUAUGACAUAUUUUUAAUCUCUACACAUUGAUGCAAAUUAAAUAAUUACAAAAAUUAAAUGCUGUAGCGGAGGCGAGAUUCGGAGUAGCGAACUGUUGUAAAUGUUGAUUCUUGUGUUGUAUACUUUACCUGUGUCUGUAUUCGGUCCUCACCUGAUCCUCGCGUGUCUUAGCCGUUGUUACAGUCCUACCAUGUACGUGUGAUCACCCUGCGUUUGCUUGCCACGUGUAUCGCUGUAUUGUAGUGGCCCUUUUAAGGACUACAUUAAAAUAGCAACUUUAGUGCCA
This is a messenger RNA of Brienomyrus brachyistius, 1929 nucleotides long. Its product is annotated as protein mono-ADP-ribosyltransferase PARP12-like. The transcript has 9 exons. NCBI's taxonomy places the organism in Eukaryota, Metazoa, Chordata, Actinopteri, Osteoglossiformes, Mormyridae. Gene Ontology annotation, molecular function: metal ion binding. The record is from RefSeq and is a predicted model, not a curated record. The coding region runs from base 1 to 1461 and encodes 486 amino acids.